AUGUACACUUACCUGCCUGCCUUUUAUUAUAUAAAUAUAUUUCAGGCAUUCGUAGUAUCAGGGGCGGCCUUGAACAUAGUUGGCCAUGGAUGCGCUCACGGCUACCCCGCGGUGUUGUUCUCUCAGAUCAAGAGCGACGGGGGUCCAGUCACCCUCACGGAUCACGAUAUGUCAUGGAUUGCAUCAGCGGUUGGUGUGAUGGGCAUAUUAGGUAAUUUCAUAUCACCGAUCUUGAUGACGAGGUACGGCAGACAGAAGGCUCACCUUAUGUGUACGGUACCAGCUUUACUUGGCUGGGUGGUUUUCGUCCUAGGCAACUCCGUGCCUUUGUUCCUAUUCGCUAGAAUCUUACACGGACUCGCCUUAGGUCUUCGAACUCCAUUAGCAGCUAUACUUGUAGCGGAAUACACGGAACCAAGAUAUAGAGGCGCUUUUCUGGGCACAUUCGCUAUAUCUCUAGGUUUGGGAAUUCUUCUUGCGCAUGUAUGGGGUUCUUAUAUGUCUUGGAAAAUGACGGCUGUAGUAUGUUCGGUGUUCCCUAUAAUAGCUAUGGCGAUCAUAAGUCUAUCACCUGAAUCGCCUAGUUGGUUUGUUUCUAAGGGAAAAUUCGACAAGGCAAAGAAAUCUUUUAGGUGGAUCCGCGGGGAAGGACCAGAGCAAACAGAAGAAUUAGAAUCAAUGAUACGAGCUCAAGAAAUAGAAAUGGUUAAAUCUGAUAUUCAUGAUAGGAAAAAGAUUAAAUUGAACACUCUAUUCGGUGGAAUCUUUGAUUCAAUAAAGACAGCCAUGAGAGUGUUUAAGAAGAAAGAAUUUUACAAGCCGUUGACCAUAGCUAUAUGUAUGCUAAUAGUAUUUGAGUUCGGUGGAGCGCAUAUGGUGCCGGCCUAUGGGAAUUUGAUCUUGCAAUCAGUAUUAGAUAAAGAUGACCCAAAAGACGUUGCUUGGCAGUUCACUGUCAUGGACUUCCUAAGGACUAUCUGCGCUCUGCUAGCUAUAUUCCUAUUGAAGAACGUUAAACGCAGAACCAUUCUAUUCACGAGCGGAGUUUUCACUGUAUUAUCUUUAACCUUAAUAUCAGUUUUCAUAUAUUUAAGGAAAUAUGAAGUUCUAACCCACAGUUGGUUAUUGGACACUGUUCCUAUGAUUUUAAUGAUAUUUUACACUGUGUCCUUCUGUUUGGGACUUGUUCCGUUGAAUUGGGUGAUAUGUGGAGAAGUUUUUCCUUUGACGUAUAGAAGUCUUGGUUCGACUUUGUCUACGUCUUUCCUUACACCAGCAUUCGUGGUAUCAAUGAAGACAGCUCCUCAUUUCUAUUCAUCUAUAGGAGUUGAGGGAGCUUUUCUGGUUUAUUCUGGAACUUUGACGGUCUGUUUGUUGAUCAUGUACGCGAUUUUGCCAGAAACAAAGGAUAGGACGUUGCAAGAUAUAGAAGAUAGUUUUAAGGGUAGGAAGCAAUUGGAUGUUGAAGUUCAGCUCAGUUUGAUGGGGAGAGAUAAUACAGUGAAGUAA
Danaus chrysippus (African queen) is the source of this 1509-nucleotide messenger RNA. NCBI's taxonomy places the organism in Eukaryota, Metazoa, Arthropoda, Insecta, Lepidoptera, Nymphalidae. The record is from the annotation of a GenBank genome assembly.